AUGUCUUCUAUAGAUGACAAGCGCGCCUUUGAAAACCACCCACCACCAGUCACUGUGGACAGAGAAGAAGAGUACAAGGUGGAAGGCAUCACAGAUGCCAAAGAAUGCAACAGAAAAUGGUUCUUCAGGGUUAAAUGGAAGGGAUACAGGUCCAAAGAAAACACAUGGGAACCCCAAGAAAACCUAAAAAACGCUGAAAAAAUUUUAAAAGAAUACAAAAAAGAAAUAAAAAAGAAGGCCCUUGAUGCUGCCAAGGCCCUUAGAGGGGGGGCAGUGUUGUAG
Molecule: messenger RNA, 282 nt
Organism: Rhizoctonia solani
Lineage: Eukaryota; Fungi; Basidiomycota; Agaricomycetes; Cantharellales; Ceratobasidiaceae
Exons: 2
Coding region: 1-282 (93 amino acids)
Biological process (GO): negative regulation of transcription by RNA polymerase II; chromatin organization
Cellular component (GO): pericentric heterochromatin
Molecular function (GO): chromatin binding
Source: RefSeq, a predicted model, not a curated record